GCACUUAAGGUUACAACGAACCCUACCAAUAGGCCAAUACAAUCGGGUUUUCAAAUCUAGGUACUUAGAUACUAUAACGUCACUAAUCUCCCACAUCGAGCAAAGCUUCAUUCAUAUUAACGAUCCUGAUUCGCCAGUUCUCGGCGUGAGUCAACUGGGGGGUGAUUAUCAACAAUCUAUCAAUAUUACAAUCUUAUAAUCUUACAAGAAUAUGUUCCAAUAUAAAGGGAAUCCCCUCGAUUGGGGCCAACAUCAGCAACGCAAGGAGACGAGAAGCGAAAAAGAAUAACAUAAAUUUCAAAUUGAACCCAACGGCACCCUUCUCACUAUGUCGUCAACAGCUUCAGGCACAGCCGCGGGUAAGGAGCCUCGCAUGCGACUCCGAGAUCUUUUGCCAGACUUACACCUCGGAUACUGGAAACCAGGGCCCCUCAAUUCGCUUACUGAUGUUCCCGGCGUCCUGGUCCACACCCAGGAGAUUUUUGCCGAUGACGGUGCCGUAAAUACCGGCGUCACCUGUAUUUUGCCUCGAGAAAACUGGUUCUACAACGCCUGUCACGCUGGAAUAUUCAGCUUCAACGGUUCCGGUGAGAUGACCGGCAGCCACUGGAUCAAUGAAACGGGCUUAUUGCAUUCUCCCAUCGUCAUCACAAAUUCAUUCUCCGUAGGUGCCGCGUAUCAGGGAAUUUAUGAAUAUACCAUCAAAUCUCAGGGUGUGACCAAGGGGAAUGUCGAUUGGUUCCUCCUGCCCGUGGUUGCGGAAACCUUUGAUGGAUACCUAAACGAUCUUACUCAAUUCGUGGUCAAACCCGAGCAUAUUAUUAAAGGACUCGAGAACGUAUCGAGCGACCGCGUCAAGGAAGGCAACGUCGGUGGUGGAACUGGAAUGAUAUGUCAUUAUUUCAAAGGUGGCACCGGUAGCAGUAGCAGAGUCGUUGAGGGAUUCGACAGUAAAGGCCAGCCAAAGACAUAUACUGUGGGUGUGUUAGUGCAGGCUAACUAUGGGCGCCCACAGCACCUCCGGAUUGCAGGCGUACCAGUUGGGAAGAUCUUAGCUCGGGAGGCCGAUGAAGCUGCCGAGAGUAAUAUAGCAAUCAAAAUGGCACGAGAGGCGCUUGAAAAGGAGAAGAACAGAAAAGAUGGGAGCAUUAUUGUAAUUAUCGCGACAGAUGCGCCUCUUCACCCUUCUCAAAUGCAAAGGCUUGCUAAGAGAGCAACGGUGGGGCUGUCAAAGGUUGGCGGUUAUGGUCACAACCCUUCCGGGGAUGUGUUCUUAGCCUUCUCAACCGGAAACGAGAUUCCAGUUCAGUCAAAAUCGACGGAGCGGAAAGAAGUCGACCGGUUCAAACCUACGCCUAUCACAAUUGAUAUUAUAGACGACACUUCGAUCAACGGGAUUUUUGAAGCUGUUGCAGAUGCUACUGAAGAGUCGAUAUACAAUGCUUUGUGUAUGGCAGAAACAAUGGUAGGAAAUAAGGAGCACAAGAUCGAGGCUCUCCCUCUUCAAAAGGUUAAGGAGAUCAUGGAGAGAUAUAAUUGAAGAGAGGUAUUGAGAAAUAUAUUCAAACAAGAUACCUGUUGUACUUUUGUUUUGCUUAUAAGGUUGUCUUACAUGUAGUGCAAGCUCACGACUCUACGAAAUAUGGUAAAUUUCAUAGAUUCACUCAAUUCAAUUGGAAGCCUCCAUUUAAUUGUCUGAAGUACCUAGUACCUAGCAAAUCAAACUGCUUACAUAAAA
Molecule: messenger RNA, 1738 nt
Organism: Daldinia decipiens
Lineage: Eukaryota; Fungi; Ascomycota; Sordariomycetes; Xylariales; Hypoxylaceae
Product: DmpA/ArgJ-like protein
Exons: 2
Coding region: 329-1540 (403 amino acids)
Molecular function (GO): aminopeptidase activity
Source: RefSeq, a predicted model, not a curated record